This is a messenger RNA of Spinacia oleracea (spinach), 3830 nucleotides long. RefSeq names its product factor of DNA methylation 1. Gene Ontology annotation, biological process: gene silencing by siRNA-directed DNA methylation. The transcript is spliced from 19 exons. Bases 782 to 2197 code for a protein of 471 amino acids. Lineage: Eukaryota; Viridiplantae; Streptophyta; Magnoliopsida; Caryophyllales; Amaranthaceae. The record is from RefSeq and is a predicted model, not a curated record.
UAGUCAAACUUGGCAACAUCGUUACUCUGAUCAGCAGAAAUCCCUUUGAAUUGCAGUGCAAAUUUGGAACACAGUAUUCUCCCUCAAUUGAACUCCGGAAUUUUCCCUCUGGGAAUUCCACGGCAAACUUCCUCAAUACGCUCUUCCCGAGGAGCUAGAUGGAUUACAGAAUAGAUGAAGACUCCGACAUUACUGAUUCUGAGAUUGAGAAGUAUUCGGAGAAACCAUUUCACGCCUUGAGAACCGGGCUUUGCAAAGUCAAGAACCCAGAUGGUACCUUCAAGUGCCCAUUCUGUCAGGAUAAGAGGAAGCAAUCAUGUAGCUUUAAAACAUUACUACAGCAUGUCUCAGGUUUUGCCGCCACAAGUUCUGCUCAGCGAAGAUCAAAAAGGAAAGCUCUCCAUCUUGCUUUGGCUAGAUAUUUGAAGUUUGACCCUGGCUUUGCGAAAGCUGAAACUAGCUGGCAUAAUGUCAAAGCUAUGCCUUCGAAUCAGAUUCUUGAAGAGGCAGACAAGCUGCAGAAAGCAUUGUAUGAUGCAGAAAUGGAGAAGAUGCAGCGCAUUGCUCAAUGUCAUGUUACAAGGAUAUCACAAGAGCACGAGAAGGUAUAUCAUGAACUAAAGACUAAGGAAGGGCAACUUGAUUGUUAUGACCAGGAAUUAAACAAAAGUAAUGUAUAUACUGAGCGUGUUCGGCAGAAACUGCAGGAAAAGCAGCAGGAAUUCAAAAGGUUUGCAGGUUUCUCUUAGUUCUUCACUCCUUUUCUCUUCCAAGGAGCUAGAUGGAUUACAGAAUAGAUGAAGACCCCGACAUUACUGAUUCUGAGAUUGAGAAGUAUUCCGAGAAACCAUUUCACGCCUUGAGAACCGGGGUUUACAAGAACCUAGAUUGUGCCUUCAUGUGCCCAUUCUGUCGGGAUAAGAGGAAGCAAAGCUAUAAAACACUACUAGAGACGAUUGACCGUAACUAUGGGAAAGCUAAAACUAGCCGCCCUAAUGUCAAAGCUAUACCUUCGAAUCUGAUUCUUGAAGAAGCAGACAAGCUGCAGAAAGCAUUGUAUGAUGCAGAAAUGGAGAUAAUGCAGGGCAUUGCUCAAUGUCAUGUUACAAGGAUAUCACAAGAGCACGAGAAGGUAUAUCACGAGCUAAAGACUAAGGAAGGACAGCUAGAUUGUUAUGACCAGGAAAUAAACAAAAGUAAUGUCUACACUGAGCGUGUUCGACAGAAACUGCAGGAAAAGCAGCAGACUGUUAAAAGAAUCAAUUCACUACAAGUGGCUUCCAUGGAGCUGCAGACAGCACGUGUAAAUAUAUUGAAGCUCACUGAAGAACAGCAGAAAGAAAAAGAAGAGCCCUUGAAGAAGUUUCUUCAGCUUGAAGCUAAGCAUAAGUUGCAGUUAGAGAUCGAAGAAUUUAAAGGAAAGUUUGAAGUCAUGAAGUGUUUAGGAGAUGAUGGCACUGUUGUAUACCAGAGGAAGUUGGAGGAUAUGACUGAAGAGUUGAAUCAAAAGAUUGGAGUUUUGAACCAUUUGGAAACUUCGGUUGAGACAUCAUCUUCUCAGUUAGAAAAGGAGCUAAGUGAUAGGGAGAACCUUUUGAGAGAUGCUGAUCAUGCUGCCAUGCUGAUAAAGAUGGAGAAGAUGACAGAAGAAUUGAAUGAUAAGAUUGAAGAGGUGAGCAAUUUGGAAGAUAUGAAUAAAGAAUUGAAUGAUAAGAUUGAAGAGAUGAGCAAUUUGGAAGAAACGAAUACAGUACUAGCGAUUAAACUACGGCAGAGCAAUGACGAACUGAAAGAUGCCCGGGCUACAUCAAUUGUGGGUCUGUCGCACACUUUUCCAGGUAAUUACACUGUCAUUGGAGUGAAAAGAAUGGGGGAAAUCGACAUGAAGGCCUUUAUUUCGGAGUGCAAGAGAAGAUACCCAGCGAAUGUAGCCUUGACAAAAGCAGGAAUGGAGUGCUCAUUGUGGCAGAACAAUUUGUCAGAUCCAGAGUGGCAUCCUUUCAAAGUCAAAUUCCAAGGGGAGAUGAAGGAAGCAAUCGAAGUAAUCAACGAGGAAGAUGAGAAGUUGAAGUUACUGAAGGUCCAGUGGGGUGAUGAAGUCUACAAAGCAGUUACAAUGGCCUUGCUAGAAAUCAAUGAGUACAAUCCAAGCGGGAGAUAUGUCGUGAAAGAGCUUUGGAACUACAGGCAACUGUAAAAGAGGUUUUGAUUUUUGUUUUCCAGAAUCUGAAGAGUCAACCUCUAAAGCGUCAGAGGCGAAGUUGUUCAACUAACAACAGCAAUAGCAGCAGCAACAUCAACAACAACAACAGCAACAACAGCAACAACAGCAACAGCAACAGCCAGUGUGGUUAAAACAAACCAUGGACAACUUUUUGGCGAGUUCAUAGAUAUGACGCAUUGCAAUGGUUGAAUUAGAGAGGAGUGAAGGAGACAUAAAUCAUAGUUUUAUGACAUUGGAAGAAAUCAGGUUAGAGAAUGAUAAGCAUAAUAAUGGGUAAAACGAGCUAAUCCGAGAACAAGGAGAAUGCAGCAGCAGCUGUCCUUCUUACUAUUUGGACAAAUUCACCCUCUGGAAAACCCUAGCUGUUCGAAUUUCUCUACUGAUCUCACUUUGAAGAUGGUGAUUUUAAGAAAGAAGAUGUUGCAGAUCCUACUGGCAGGAGUGGUUCCUUUCCAAACGAAUAGGAAAUUGCAAUUUAACGUCACAGAAAGUGUUGAAUACUGCUGGAUGGACUAUGAAUUAGAUGCAGCAAUAUAACUCAGAUGUAAUACUACUAAGUGCAGUUGGACAGGAAGCAAGAGAGGGUGUGAAAGAGCCUAGACCAGAAGUUUAUAAAGAUCAGAAUUACUAUGGAGGUAAUUUUAAUCAGAAACAGGGUGGGGAUUCGACGGUGCAAGGUUCGAGGACGAGUGACGGCAAGGUGGAGUCUGGAUCAGAAAGAAGGGGUUAGUAUUAUCGACUGUAUAUUUCUUUGUGAUUUGAUGAUUUUUGAUUUGAUGAUUAGAUGAUGAUUAUGAUGAUGAUGGGAGAAUUGUUAAUGGUGUUACUGGACAUAUGACAGCUCUACGGAAAUGAAGGAGACUAUAACGGGAAGGGAAAUUAUGGAGUCUUAUAAAACUAGGGAAAUUAUUUUUUUCUAAUGUAUUUAUUUAACUUUGAGCUUCGUACAUCGCGUGCAUCUCUAUUAAUUUUAGAACAUUUAUUGUUUAUGCAGUCGCUCUAGACCCGAAGCUCGGGGUAGUCCUGAAUUUGUUAAAGAUGAAAGCCCUGCUAAUGGAAGAUACCACAGUCGCUUUAGACUUGAGGUCGAGGAACGCCUGAUUAUCCUAAAGAUGAACUUCUAAUGGAAGAUAUCACAUGUUCAUCGUUCUAGACCUGAAACUCAGGGGAACUCCUGAUUAUGCUAAAGAUGAAGGCCUUGCUAAUGGAGGAAGAUACCACAGUCGAUCUCCUCCACCACGAGAGAGGUCGAGAUCCUAAGCAAGGAGAUGGUCACAAAUCGGUCACUUGAAGGGCUGUUUCUGGAGAGGGGACGAUAUCCUAAGCAAAGAAAUGAUCUUGAAUCAGUAUUUGUCAAGUGCAGGUUUUAGAGGAGAGCUAUAGUUGCUUAAAAGUACCCUAUUUGUGAAAAUGCAUGUAUCAACAAAUUUACAAUUGAAUUUGAUAUUGUGUUAGUGGUUUGAUGUAUUUUGAUAUCCCUUUAGAAGAGGGUUCAUAAGUGCUUAUGCUGUUGUCGAACCGUGGCUGAACUAUUUGUAUAUAGACAUGAUUUCAAGUGUGAACAUUUUGUAAAUUUUGUUAAUUUUAUGGAGACGUUCUUGAGUCA